AUGACAGAGAGAACAUUAUCAAUGAAUAAAACAAAUAAACGUUUACAACAAACCCAAGCACAAGUAAAUGAAGUUGUUGAUAUCAUGAGAGUAAAUGUUGAUAAAGUAUUAGAAAGAGACAAAAAUCUCUCAGAACUUGAUGGACGAGCUGAUGCAUUACAAGCCGGUGCUUCACAGUUUGAAGCAAGCGCUGGUAAACUGAAAAGGAAGUUCUGGUGGAAAAAUUGUAAAAUGUUGACUGUAUUGGCUCUACUAGUGUUGAUUUUAAUAAUCGUACUAAUCGUAUGGAUUGUUUCUGAACAAAAAAAUGAAGCUGAACGGAAAUCACACGAAUCUAAUAACAAUAAAAGUAAUUCUAUGCAUAAUUUGCAACCUUCAUUAUCACAACGAAUGAUGAUUGAGCCUACCAGACAAGAGAAACAAAAGCUGCCACCAGCGUCAUUGUACAUGAUGACUGAACCGAGUAAUCAACAAGGAGGAGAACAACACAGGCCUCCGCUGCUACCGUCAUCAUCUGGAUACCGUCAUUCGAAUCCAACGAAAUUUAAACAAUCUGAGAAAUCACCUUCCCCCACCACCUCCUCCUCAUCAUCAUCAUCAUCACCGUCAUCACCUCUGCCAUCUAGACAUCAUAACGAGGAAAAGAUACCCCUUGUUUGA
Messenger RNA from Trichobilharzia regenti, 660 nucleotides. NCBI's taxonomy places the organism in Eukaryota, Metazoa, Platyhelminthes, Trematoda, Strigeidida, Schistosomatidae. The record is from the annotation of a GenBank genome assembly.